Pochonia chlamydosporia 170 is the source of this 711-nucleotide messenger RNA. RefSeq lists its product as hypothetical. The transcript has a single exon. The record is from RefSeq and is a predicted model, not a curated record. Bases 1 to 711 code for a protein of 236 amino acids. NCBI's taxonomy places the organism in Eukaryota, Fungi, Ascomycota, Sordariomycetes, Hypocreales, Clavicipitaceae.
AUGAGUGCACGAAGUGAACACGAGUUGCUCACUGACAGUGCCAAGGCAUCUAUAUCCUGGCGGGUCCGAUCGGGCUUCUACUCAUCCGACGAAAUCGUCGAGAGCUUAGUUGACGUAGUCUCACACGAACAAAGCAUUUCAAACCAUGAAGCUAAGAGAAGAAUUCGAGCUGUCACGGCUGCAGAAUGGUCGGCUCACCUGCAACGCCAACAGUCGUGGCCGCCUGGUCCUACAAUAAGCGAUAGAUUAGCAAAGGCAUUUGAAAUCCUUGAACGUCGGCACGGCAUCAUUGCAAAGAUGAACUUUACAUGCUGCCAGAGUUGUGGAAUAAGCGAAAUAGGACAGGACGUCGAUGAUGAUGAUACGUACGGGUACGUAUUCUUCCAUGAGCAAGAUACGGAGGCUGCCGUAGAUGGCAUGGGGUUAUCGCUCGCUUUCGGUUCAUUCACAAAGUCCAAACGAAAGAGUGAACUUAUAGCAGACAAGAUUAUCAAGUCGCUGCGACGGGCGGGGUUGAGGGCCAACUGGGAAGGGGACGUAGGCAAGCGAAUUAUGGUGGAAUGCGAUGAGUGGAGGAAAAGGUUCCGUGAGGAUGAGGACAUGGAAGACAUAGCGGACGAUGAUUUCGAUACCGACAGUGUCUCAGAUGACAAUGAGUCUUCACCAGAGCCAGAUACACAGUCUGACCUAACUCUCGAUGGGGAGGGUUAA